Triticum aestivum (bread wheat) is the source of this 552-nucleotide messenger RNA. RefSeq lists its product as uncharacterized. The transcript has a single exon. Lineage: Eukaryota; Viridiplantae; Streptophyta; Magnoliopsida; Poales; Poaceae. The coding region runs from base 112 to 372 and encodes 86 amino acids. The record is from RefSeq and is a predicted model, not a curated record.
UAGCUCGAUCACUAAGCAAACAAGAAUCUCCUCCUUCGCUCGAGGAGCAGCAGCAGCAAGGAAUCCUUCUUUCCAGACUGCCUGAUUCAAGCAUCCGUCAGUAGAGGAUCCAUGGCUAUGGAGAGGUUCUUCACGGCGCUCGUCUUCUGCGAGGCACCGCUGGACGGCUACGGCACGUCGGUGCUCACCGCCGGCACGGUCAAAAGGCUGGUCUCGGGUGGUGGUGACGCGACGAAGCCGUUGGUGGCUAUCAAGCCGGACGCUGAGAAGGGGCAGGGUUUCUUCACUGGCAAGCAGAUGGCGCAGCGGCGUGCUGGGUUCGAGCUCGCGUUCGACGGCCUCAAUUGCUUUGACACCGUCGUCAUGCACUGAGCAUGUCAUUGUCAUGUCGCUUUCUUGAUUUUAAUCUGUAUAGAACUUGGAUCAGUUAGAAUGUUUGAGACGUUGGUGGGGUUGUGAUGUUUCGUUCAUUCUAGUCUAGUAUUUGACCGGUGCACAAGCUUGUUUACAAACGAAAGGAAUUUAAAGGGGACAUCUCCUAGUAUCAUUUUA